CCCCACUCGUGCUCUGUGGACUCACAGGAGCAGUGUUGUGGGACCUGUUGCUGACGUGGAGACGUGGAAGGGGGACUUAUUUGAUUGCGUCCUUGCAAACUACCGACGGUUUGAAGAGUUGCAUGUUGUUGCUACUCUGCAAGGGCGAGAGUGCGUGGUUCUGCAAGCUGUCGGCGUGUUGGAUCCUACAAGCCCAAGAGUGUUGCGUCACGUGGUUCAAGGUUCCGCGUUCCGGUUCCACCUACAAUGCUUCUCACGCAGGCACUGACGUCGAUGUUGUUCCUGGUGGUAGGGCCCUCGACCGGCCGGGCUGCGUUCGAGGGCCCGCUGCCCCUGCAGGAGGUGGAAGAGCACCAUGUGACCUACUCCCAGCACACGGAGCCCUUGGGGCUCGACCCCUCGCUCAGGGGAAGAGCUGCCUGCUGCUACGGCGAAGGUGUGGCUCGGGCAGCGGAAGCUCUGGGCGGACUUAGGGACGUCGUGGCUUCACUUCACGCCAGAAGCGUUGCAUCUGAUCAUGGAGCCGCGUGCCCCUACCCAUACACAAAGGUGAUCAGCGAGUGCUUCUAUGCCCACCAGAAGAAGCUGACGUGGUCACAGGCGCGGCGGGUAUGUCAGGGUAUGGGAGGGCACUUGGCGGAACCCGUCCAUCCCUACGGUCUCCAGGCCUACCUCGCUCAUUCCUACGGACCCGGGUACUUCUGGGUGGGAGGCACUGACGAAGGUGCAGAAGGUUCCUGGCACUGGGUGAAAUCGGGUCGGUCCAUUGACGCCGCUGACUGGCUCUUCUCCCGUCCGGACAAUCGAGCUGGGAAUGAACACUGCCUCGAGAUAGUCAUGUCUGACUACCCGGGGCUUUACAACGACGAGACCUGCUCUGUGUCGCAAAGGUUCAUCUGUCAGUAUAAACACAGCGAGUGAACCCUGAGUCUUUGGACAACGAGACCUGUGCUGUGUCGCAAAGGUUCAUCUGUCAGUAUAAACACAGCGAGUGAACCCUGAGUCUUUGGACAACGAGACCUGUGCUGUGUCGCAAAGGUUCAUCUGCCAAUAUAAACACAGCGAGUGAACCCUGAGUCUUUGGACAACGAGACCUGUGCUGUGUCGCAAAGGUUCAUCUGCCAAUAUAAACACAGCGAGUGAACCCUGAGUCUUUGGACAACGAGACCUGUGCUGUGUCGCAAAGGUUCAUCUGCCAGUAUAAACACAGCGAGUGAACCCUGAGUCUUUGGACAACGAGACCUGUGCUGUGUCGCAAAGGUUCAGCUGCCAGUAUAAACACAGCGAGUGAACCCUGAGUCUUUGGACAACGAAACCUGCUCUGUGUCGCAAAGGUUCAUCUGCCAGUAUAAACACAUCGAGUGAACCCUGAGUCUUUGGACAACGAAACCUGCUCUGUGUCGCAAAGGUUCAUCUGCCAGUAUAAACACAUCGAGUGAACCCUGAGUCUUUGGACAACGAAACCUGCUCUGUGUCGCAAAGGUUCAUCUGCCAGUAUAAACACAUCGAGUGAACCCUGAGUCUUUGGACAACGAGACCUGCUCUGUGUCGCAAAGGUUCAUCUGCCAGUAUAAACACAUCGAGUGAACCCUGAGUCUUUGGACAACGAGACCUGCUCUGUGUCGCAAAGGUUCAUCUGCCAGCGUACGCUACACAGAUGGAUCUUUAAGGAGGAACUUCACGUCGUCAUGUACAGCCCAUCAUCAAAACACUGGUCGAAUGUUUGUUAAUUCCAGCGGCCAAACCCCAACUGUUUAUGAAUUAAAACUCUUUACACGUCACCUGCAACAACCCGUCCUCAGGCCAGGCUCGUUAAAGCUGCGACCGUCCCCCCAAGAUGCAUUCAUCAAUUGUAACAUAUUGUUUAUUGAAUCUGGACUUGGUCUCAUUUGAAUAUUAAUAUUAUACAUUAGUUUUAUGUAUAAUUGGGCAUUGGUUAGAUUAGGUUAGGUGUUUAGGUUCUUUUGGCAAUUAUUUGUAUUUGAAGUACGUUAGUGAAGCAGUUACAGAACUGUGAUUCGAACGGAGGUCGCCAGCGAAGAGCUUCUCGAAAAAUGUUCGAACGUCAUCAGUUGUGAGUCGUGUGUAAGCCGCUUUUCAUUCAUCAGCCGAGAGGUCUGUCGACUGGCUGAACGAACAAUUGGGCUUUGUUGAUGAGGACGGGCUGCACACACCUAAUUGUGUUCGAGCUUUUCUCAAAGAGUGCUUCGCUCACUUCCUAUCUUCAUUCGCGACUCGUCCUCAACAACGAAGGCCAAAUGCUCAUUAAUCCACACAUGAACCCCACCCCCCCCACCCCC
This is a messenger RNA of Procambarus clarkii (red swamp crayfish), 2300 nucleotides long. Its product is annotated as C-type Lectin CRL. The record is from RefSeq and is a predicted model, not a curated record. Lineage: Eukaryota; Metazoa; Arthropoda; Malacostraca; Decapoda; Cambaridae.